This is a messenger RNA of Cydia fagiglandana, 1905 nucleotides long. It is a transcript of the gene Art4, whose product is annotated as histone-arginine methyltransferase CARMER. Lineage: Eukaryota; Metazoa; Arthropoda; Insecta; Lepidoptera; Tortricidae. Gene Ontology annotation, molecular function: protein-arginine N-methyltransferase activity. The record is from RefSeq and is a predicted model, not a curated record. The coding region runs from base 154 to 1737 and encodes 527 amino acids. The transcript has a single exon. Gene Ontology annotation, biological process: peptidyl-arginine methylation.
UGUCCAUAGACAAAUCGAAGGAGGGAGGAAGUUUGUGAGUGAUCGAUUUUGCACCGGCCUCCCAAAACUCACGACACGGGCAUUUUCUUUGUUUGCCCGGACGCUUGUGUUGUGCACAAUAAGCUAAACAGUAGCCGCGGUAGUUGUGAUAAAAUGGCGAACACGUUUCGCGCCGUGACGGUCUCAGCCGUCAACAAUGACGGCGCCCUGACGCCGCGUUUUAAUUUCCCUACAAACGUAAACGUGGAUUACGACCCUCAAGGGUUGAGUGUUAAAGUGAUCCGUGCGGACCCGGUGCUGGCGCAGGAGGUCCUGGAGUUCCCGGUGCACAGCCAGAGCGAGUGUUCGCGCGUGGCGGGCCAGAGUUACAUCUUCACGAUAGACAAUGAAACGCUCUUCUUCAAAUUCGCAUCGGACGUCGAUUGCCAGAAUUUCCACCUGCUGGUCAGCAAAAUCAAAGCUGGCCGCUCGUCGUCGGUGUUCACGGUGCGGACGGAAGACUCCUCGGCGCUCCAGUAUUUCCAGUUUUACGGUUACUUGAGCCAGCAGCAAAACAUGAUGCAGGAUUACGUACGGACGAGUACAUAUCAGCGCGCCAUUUUAUCGAAUAUUAACGACUUUAAGAAUAAAGUGGUGUUGGACGUUGGAGCCGGGUCAGGUAUCUUGUCGUUCUUCGCCGCCCAGGCUGGUGCUCGCAAGGUUUACGCGGUGGAAGCCAGUAACAUGGCGCACCACGCGCAAGCUCUAGUUCGCGCGAACGCGCUCCACGACCGGAUCACGGUCGUAGCCGGAAAGAUUGAAGAGAUAGAGCUUCCUGAGACUGUAGAUGUGAUAAUUUCCGAGCCUAUGGGCUAUAUGCUGUACAAUGAACGGAUGUUAGAAACCUAUUUGCAUGCUAAGAAGUGGCUGAAACCUAAUGGAAACAUGUACCCCACUAGAGGUGACUUACACAUAGCACCGUUCACCGAUGACGCUCUCUUCAUGGAACAGUACAAUAAGGCUAACUUCUGGUACCAGACGUGCUUCCACGGGGUAGAUUUAAGUGCUCUCCGGACUGCAGCUAUGAAGGAGUACUUUAGACAGCCUAUUGUAGAUACAUUUGACGUCCGCAUCUGCAUGGCGAGAUCGGUGAGACAUGUAGUUGACUUCCUUAACGCUAAUGAGACGGAUCUGCAUCGCAUUGAAGUACCAUUCCGAUUUGAAUUGACACAAUCAGGAACAUGCCACGGACUUGCCUUUUGGUUUGAUGUGUUAUUUGCCGGCAGCACACAGCCCAUCUGGCUGUCUACAGCACCCACAGAGCCUCUCACACAUUGGUACCAAGUGCGCUGUUUACUUGAAACUCCAAUUUUCGCGAAACAAGGCCAAGCUUUAACUGGACGAGUGCUGUUACUAGCAAAUAAGCGACAGAGUUACGAUGUGACAAUGGAAAUAAACCUAGAAGGCACAAAUAUUACAUCCUGCAACACAUUGGACUUGAAGAACCCUUACUUCAGGUAUACGGGUGCGCCAGCGGCGCCUCCGCCGGGCGUAAACACCACGUCACCGAGUGAAGCAUAUUGGAGCACUGUAGACACAGGAGCGCUCAGCAACGGGCAACAAGUGCUGCUAGAAACGCCUGCGUUUGGCGCAGCGCCCGACCUGUCCUACCCUCAACACCCAAACAUGAUUAAGACAGUGAUGCUGCAGGAAGAGUUCAUCAAGAGGAUCGGAAUCAGUCAGAACGGGGACAUAUAAUCCGCGCGGUCGCGCCGGGCGCGCCUGCGGGCCCUGAGGCGGCGUCGGUUGUGAUCCGGACGCUCUAGUGUGUAAGCGGACUUAUUUAUUUCGAACACAUCACAGUGCGGCCGAUUUGACCUGGAGCUGGUUUUUCUGGGUUUGGUUCUGGAAGACUAUGUUGUUUUU